Messenger RNA from Uloborus diversus, 613 nucleotides. RefSeq lists its product as uncharacterized. Bases 58 to 585 code for a protein of 175 amino acids. NCBI's taxonomy places the organism in Eukaryota, Metazoa, Arthropoda, Arachnida, Araneae, Uloboridae. The record is from RefSeq and is a predicted model, not a curated record. The transcript is spliced from 5 exons.
UAUAAAUACGAUCUGAAAAGAGCAAGCUUCGCUUUUAUUAUUUCAAAAUUUAUAACCAUGAUCGUAGGUCUUCUUUUCGCCAUUUUUGGCGUUUCCUGCACUUUGGCUUCGGCGUGCUCUGACGUAGAAGCAAUGAAACAAUGCAUGCCUUUGGGAGAAUCCGCCUGGUACAAAGACCAGUGGCCACACAAUGCCCAUGAACUAGAUCUGUCAUGUCGCAAUGUACAAAAGGAACUUGGAUGUGAAAUUGAGUUUGGAAAACGCUGCCCAAACAGCAUCUUUGGACAGUCUCUUCAAGGAUUGAAGCAACUUGAAGGAGUAUAUGCCGAUUUGUGCGGCAAUUCUCAUCACUUCAGGAAACAAUUCUUGGACCAUGUGCCUUGUUUGAACAGCGUAAUUCAAGACUUAAGUUCUACUUGCAGAACCAACAAUGAGAUCAACGACUGCAACACCAGUGUGCAAUUCUACAGGAACUGCGUCUCCGAGGGAGUCCAUAAAUUGUGUGGUGUUGAAACUCAACACGUGUUUGACCUAUUAAUAGAACCACUGUUGCCUAUUUACGCAACUCAAUGUAAGAGUGUUUAGGCAAUAAAUAUCAUGGUUUUUAUCUUAA